AUGGAAAAUGGAAACAAUAAGUAUGUGAAUCAACUCUGUGCUGGUGAUCAAUUAAGCGUUGAGAGGGCUGCCAACACCAUUCAUUCUGUUUCUAAUGGUUACACACCAGAAGACAGGUUAGAAGGCUUCAACAUUCAAAUUGGUGAUUGGCACACAGGAGUAAAGAUUCUCGAGGUACAAUUUGAUUUUUUACUAUCCAUUUUUUCGAAUGCUUUUUUACUUCACUUCUAGUUCCAGCUGUCUGUGGCAACCAUAAUGUUUAUGUUACAAAUCUAGGACAAAUUUUGUAAGCAAUAUUGGUUUUAUUAUAAUUUUAUAAAACUUUGAUAAUAAUGGUAGAUUGGCAGCCCAAAAAACAGAAGGACAGAAGGUGGAUUUCUAAUAUAUUCCACUUUAGAUUUAUAUAAUUUGAUGUGGCGAUAUUAAAUUCAAUAAUUUGUAUUCAUUAUUGAAUGAAAUUCAUAAUUUGUGUAUACUUUUUGUUAACCCAUUUAGCAGCAAUGCACCUGACUACAUUGAGCAGCAAUGUGCACUACUCUAUCUAACACCAGACAAUUUUACUCGUCAAGAGGAUUCUUGCAGCUCAAGUCUGAUCAGCCAAUAGCGAUGACUUUUUAAAUACAUUAAAUUCAGAAUUCAGUUGUUCAAAAAUUUCCAUAACAAAAAAUUGUUCUUGUUAAAAUGUUUAUUGCAUGUGCAUGUUGAACACAAAGCAAUAUAGCUGUAAAAUUUAUCAUAAAUGUUAAUUAAAUUUUAAACAUUUUCCAAUUUUAAAAAUUUUUGCACUAAUAUAUGUAUAAUUUUAUAUUUUUUGUAUUUAAUUCACCUUGUGUUCAUAGAUGUUAUACUGACAGUUUUACUCUAUGGGUUCCUCAGAUGAUGAUUGCACAAUGGUAUCUGACAGAAAUGUCAUCAACAGAAGGAAUGUAAGAGCAGAUCCACAUACAGCCUACCGAGCUGAUAGAGAUUUUCUCAUUCUGGAAGUAACUUCUCGGGUUGUUGCAGCAGCAUAUCAAGUCCUUGGCUUACAAGCAAAAGUGACAGACCAAAGCAUGUCCCAAUACCAGAUGGAAUUGAUCAAAUGAGCAAGCUGGUUAAACUGCAGUUUCUACACAAGGUUGCUGCCAAAAUUGUUGAUAAGCUUAUUGUGGAUGAAGAAAUGAUGGAUGCCAGCAUCAAAACCAUGAUCUCGUCCCAAGAAAGAAAAGAAAUGAUGGAUCACAUGAAUAUAGACAAGGAUGGACGCUUUCCAUGUCGUUUUUUAGACUGUUCCAAAUCGUUUAAAUAUAAUGGCAAAUCCCGACAAACGCAUGAAUUGAGUCAUGAUCCGCCUGUUAUUGUGGAUGAUGCACCAUGUAAUGUUACUGUUCACAAUGAGGCUGAAAAUUUGCAGAACAGUUUUGACGAUGUUUUUAGUUAUAACACUGCGCUUCUCUCGGAAGGUUUGUACUUUAUGAAUUUUUUGGAUGCCAUUGCUGAGGGGGACAGUAUUAGGAUUAUUCGCUAGUACAAGUACUUAAUGCUGUUAUGUAAAGCUGGUGGAUCGCACAGCGUCAAGUAUGCUUUAGAGAGUCUUUAUCAACUUCUUCUUAUCAAUGGGUAUUUGAGUCACGAUGAAUCAGAAGUUAUUACUUGGAACAGAACUGUCAACAAUCAUGGUGGUGCAGGAUGA
Messenger RNA from Paramuricea clavata, 1672 nucleotides. Lineage: Eukaryota; Metazoa; Cnidaria; Anthozoa; Malacalcyonacea; Plexauridae. The record is from the annotation of a GenBank genome assembly.